AUGGUUAAAGCAACAUUGUUAAUAUUUCUCGCAGUAGCCGUUCUUUGUGACGCUAUUAUUAGAAUUCCACUUGAAAAAGAUACAUCAAUUCGUGCAAAAUUGAGACCAAAUGCCCUUCGUGAACAUCUUCUUACAAAACACGUAAAGGGAUAUAAACCAAAUAAUCUUGCAUUUAAUGAAGGACUUUCUGAUUAUGAAAAUGCUCAAUACUAUGGUACUAUCUCUGUAGGUACACCAGCACAAGACUUCAAAGUUCUUUUUGAUACUGGUAGUAGUAACUUAUGGCUUCCAUGCAAAGGAUGCCCAAUUUCAAAUCUUGCCUGUGAUUUCCAUAAACAAUUUGAUUGUUCUGCUUCAACUACUUGUACAUCAACUAAUCAAGAUUUCAAUAUUCAAUAUGGUUCUGGAUCAAUGUCUGGUAAAGUAGAUACUGACACCGUAUGCUUUGGAUCAUCAGGAUCAGGAUAUUGUACCGAUAAAACUCAAGGAUUUGCCUGUGCUAUGCAAGAACCAGGUAUGGCAUUUGUUGCUGCUAAAUUUGAUGGUAUCCUUGGUAUGGGAUGGGAUUCAAUUUCUGUUGAUAAACUUAAUCAACCAAUGGACCAAAUUUUCUCAAACAAAAAUGUAUGUAAAAACCAAGUUUUCGCUUUCUGGCUUAACAGAGAUUUGAAUGGAAAUACACAAGGAGGAGAAAUGACACUUUGUGAUAUGGAUUCAUCACACUACAAGGGACAAAUUGCUUGGGAAUCUCUUACAGCUGAAGAUUAUUGGAGAAUUAAUAUUGGUGGAGUUAAUGUUGGAGGACAACAAGUCAGUGGAGCAGUUUCAGCUAUUGUUGAUACUGGUACUUCUCUUCUUACUGGACCAACUGCUGAAAUUGAAAAGAUCCAAAAACAAAUUGGAGCUAUUCCAAUUAUGCAAGGAGAAUAUGAAAUUAUUUGCAGCAAAAUUCCAACUAUGCCAAAUGUUACUUAUACUAUUGGUGGACAACAAUUCGUUCUUACACCAAAUGACUACGUUCUUAAAGUUACCCAAGCAAUGACCACUGUUUGUAUCUCAGGAUUUAUGGGAUUAGAUAUUCCAGCACCAAAUGGUCCAUUAUGGAUUCUUGGUGAUGUUUUCAUUGGAAAAUUCUAUUCCGUCUUUGAUCACGGUAAUAAACGUGUUGGAUUUGCUCAAGCUGCUUAA
Molecule: messenger RNA, 1188 nt
Organism: Strongyloides ratti
Lineage: Eukaryota; Metazoa; Nematoda; Chromadorea; Rhabditida; Strongyloididae
Product: Cathepsin D
Exons: 2
Coding region: 1-1188 (395 amino acids)
Biological process (GO): proteolysis; cell death
Cellular component (GO): lysosome
Molecular function (GO): aspartic-type endopeptidase activity
Source: RefSeq, a predicted model, not a curated record